This is a messenger RNA of Chelmon rostratus (copperband butterflyfish), 1916 nucleotides long. RefSeq lists its product as uncharacterized. The transcript is spliced from 5 exons. NCBI's taxonomy places the organism in Eukaryota, Metazoa, Chordata, Actinopteri, Chaetodontiformes, Chaetodontidae. The coding region runs from base 1 to 684 and encodes 227 amino acids. The record is from RefSeq and is a predicted model, not a curated record.
AUGGCAGAGAAGCGCAUAAUCGGCGGGUCUGUGUUUAUUGUGAGGGGAGGGGCACUGCUCCCACAAGGGGUGAACCAUCCCAUUUGCCCGACUCAGCCAAUUGAGGCAAGGGAGGGCGAUGACGUGACGCUUCAGUGCCUUCUGGAUCCCCCGGUCAACGUGGUGAAUUAUACAGUGGACUGGAAAAGAACUGACCUCAGGAAGGUGGUCCACUCUUACCGACAUAAUCGAGAUCAUGCCGGUCCACAGAUUGCUCAGUACAGAGACAGGACAACUCUCAGCCAUGAAGACCUGAGCAGAGGACUCCUGACACUGCAGAUCUCCUCAGUUCAGUCAUUUGACAGUGGACCAUACAGAUGCUUUGUCCCAGCAUGGACAGCCAGUUGUACCAUUGAGCUCAUUGUUGUAAGAAGAGAUCGGAACCAGACAAACAGAGAUGCAUCCAGCACAAGACCUCCACUGGAAGAAGUGACCGGGCCGAACAACCCUUACGGUAAAAGCAGGACGGCUGGCCAUGCUGGAACCAUUGUUGUCUUUGCCUUUGUCCUCACUCUUGUUUUGGGUCUGCUGAUGAGAGGAACCCUCCAAAACAGAUCUCAGAUGCACCAGCUGAACACCCAAGCAGCAGAUGGGGGAGAGGAUCUGGAGAGACCUGCAGAAAUUGACUUGCAAGACGUUGCCUGAGAGAUGAUGAUGAGUCAGUGCUCUGGCUGCGGUUCAUCACCCCAACAAUCAAAAGCACACUGGUUUCACCAGUUUUACCAAAGUAUUUAAGGGACAAACAACCAUUAAACCUCUGCAUGGACCAGUGAAGGUGCUACACAACACAGACACAACAGCAAUAAUGAGUCCAUUUGGUUCAGAUGUACAGUGUUAGAACAGGAACUUUUCUUCUGAGCCAGUCAACAAAAUGCUCCUAAAAAUAUUCACCAUUAUGUCAAAAUGGGACCAAUCGUUUUCUGUACGUCAGUAAAACAGGAAGAAGACCUGUCUGUCACCCCCAGCUCUGCCUUCUGGGCCCAAAUAUGCAAGAAUAUUUUUCACAUUCCUAAAAAUACAAAUACAAACUUGCAUAAUCUGGAUUGCUUGCCAUGAUAUUUUCGACAGACAUUCAAGUUCCCCUUUUAGGUUUCUCUGACAUUUCCUCUAGUGCCAUCACCAAGUUCACUUUGGUUCAUGACUGAAUAGUUCCACAACUAUUAACAUUCACAUCCGCCGUGUUAGUGCUAACAUUUGCUUAAUAACAUUGUAACUGUUAAACAUCAGUAUUUUAACAUUGUCUUUGUAAGUGUGUUAGCGUGCUGAUGUUAGCAUUUAGCACAAAGCACCAGUGUGCCUUAAUACAAUACAAGUAAAAUGCACUCACAUUGCACAUUUCACCUGAGUGUAGAAACAAGACAGGGACCCCAUCGUUCUGUAGCAGUAAUACUGAACAAACACACAAUACAACACUUUUCAUUAAUAUUGUCAAUAAUGGUGUGCCUUAACCUCCCUGUGAGGCUGGACUCAGCUCUUAACUUUUAAAGUUACAUCAGUAACAUAAGGAGACCAUCACUUGAAUAGCAUAUCUAAAGUAAGAAGACUUGAGUCUCCAGGAGGCUCUGAGAAACUGGUACAUGCAUUCAUCUCAAACUGGUCAGACUACUGGAAAGCUCUCUGCUGGCCUCCUGCUCCUUUGUAAGACUGUUACUGUUCAUAUCUGUGCUCGUGUCAGCACAUUGUGGGCCAGGGGUUUCACAUCAGUGAGCUGCCGUAUGAUGAUGUGGUACUUUUUUUGCACUGAUUUGAAGAUUGUUAUCAUUAGCCUGUCUUUUGAAAUUUCUUGAAUGUGUUUUUCUUUUUUCUGUUUUUUAAUGAUGCACAUAAUUUAUACAGCAUCAUGCUGCCAUUGUUAUGUUUUUUUCCCUCAAGUGGUA